Messenger RNA from Rotaria socialis, 384 nucleotides. The record is from the annotation of a GenBank genome assembly. NCBI's taxonomy places the organism in Eukaryota, Metazoa, Rotifera, Eurotatoria, Philodinida, Philodinidae.
AUGGCUUAUCUCAUAAUAUUGCAAGAGAAUACAUCCUAUUCCGCAAUGUUGAACAUUCCGGAACCAGUUCCGCUCAUGGAACCAGUUCCAAAUAAUUCCGGAAUUCCCGGAAUCACUUCGGACACAAUUCCAGAAUUCAGUGCAGACUCACAGACACCGACAACCACACCAACAACAUGCAAUUCCGGUACGGAAUUCCGGGAAUUAGGUCGAACAGGAAUUGAACGGAAUUACACUGAAUUCCUGGAAUCGAGCGCACUUAUUCCGGAAUCGGAUGAAGUAAUUACGGAAUCGACGGAACUGAUUCCGUGGGCGGAACUGGUUCCGGAAUGUUCAACAUUGCAGAAUAGGAUGACUGCUCUAUUGCAAUCAAAUUACGAAUGA